AUGGAGAUGAAGAAGAUCGCCUGUGCCGUCCUCGUCGCCGCCGCCACUGCCACCGGCGCUCUGGCCGCCGAGGCCCCCGCGCCCGGCCCAGCCUCCGGCGCUGCCUCUUUGCCGGCCGCCGGAGCCGCCCUCGGCGUCGCCGUCCUCUCCUUCGUCGCGUGCUACUUGCAGUAAGUGAGAGAAG
Molecule: messenger RNA, 184 nt
Organism: Zingiber officinale
Lineage: Eukaryota; Viridiplantae; Streptophyta; Magnoliopsida; Zingiberales; Zingiberaceae
Product: arabinogalactan protein 23-like
Exons: 1
Coding region: 1-174 (57 amino acids)
Source: RefSeq, a predicted model, not a curated record